This is a messenger RNA of Rhagoletis zephyria (snowberry fruit fly), 4899 nucleotides long. RefSeq names its product tektin-B1. Gene Ontology annotation, biological process: cilium movement involved in cell motility; cilium assembly. Lineage: Eukaryota; Metazoa; Arthropoda; Insecta; Diptera; Tephritidae. Gene Ontology annotation, cellular component: microtubule cytoskeleton; nucleus. The record is from RefSeq and is a predicted model, not a curated record.
UGGGAUUUUGGAGGCAUGCGAAGGGGUGCCGUUCAACAUGUGGUGACUCUCCGCAUGCCGGGCACUGGUUGGGCACAUCUUCAUUCAUUCUGCUCAGGUACGAGUAUAGCCAGCUGCAAUAUCCAGGGCUAAGUUGGCCUAUUGUGGUGUAUAUUUCUGGCCCUGGGUUUGACUCUAUGCCCGCCCUGAGCAAAAGAAUACGCAGCAGUAGUAUCCCCUAAAUGGAACAACGUUUGACGGAUUUCGCCGACUUAAACGGGGUUAGAUCAUCGAAACAACAGCCCUUGGUCGGGUAAAACCCGAGUCAUUCCGGAACGUAGAACGAGGUGUUGUGGAAAUGCUUGUCGGUGCGUUGUUGUUCUUGUUGUUGUAGGGCACUACUAAGCCCCGCCUAUUUCGGUACAUCCCUCAAUCAUUGUCGUCAAGCUCAUCUAACGGUAGGCCUAGGAAACGGGCAGUUUUAAUAGCGUUGGACCAAAGGGAGAGGUGUGUUAGUUGAGUGGGAUUGAGCUGGCAUGAGAAGAGGUGGUUGGUAUCGAGCGAGGAGUCUCCACAUACCGGAGACUCAUUGGGGACAUUGAGGUGGAGUCUGGACAGGUAGCUGUUGAGGCGGCUACAGUAACCAGACCGUAACUGGGCCAGGGUAACGCGGGUUUCUUGGCAGUUGAUGCUCCGUUUCUGCAACAGGUGGUGAUUGGGCUCCGAUCACGGCAUUCAUAGGCCGAGUAGGUGGUGACCGACUGCAUGGAAUGCUGUUGAUCGCUCGCCGGUACGUCGUCGGGUCUAGUGGUGGGUCUAUAUAUGUCUGGACCGCGUCCGUAUAAAUGAAUAGGUGCCCCCUUGCGUGCCUGGGUGGAGGCUCCUCCUCUAGCAAGGGUCUGUUAGGGUGUUCAUUUCUGUGACACCCCACCAUAAACUGCUUACAGAGCAUUUUGUUGUGCUCCCUUAUGGGGAGCACUUGGCCUGGCUGUGUAGGUGGUGCUCUGGCGACACCAGAAGGCACCCUGUCGCUGUCCGGCGUUCUGACAAGUCUGUAGCUUCGUCCACUGCGUCCAACUAUGUUGCCAGCGUUUCUUUGUCUUUGCCCCAGAUGCUGCUGGCGAGCGACUUGAAGACCUUGUUGCGGCUCUGAGAAGGAGAGCAGGCUAUCAUAGGUGAUCCCUAAAAUUUUUGGGUUGUUCACUGUCGGUAAAGAUGUGCCAUCGACGUGAAUAACUAAUUGAAGCCUGACCUCCUUCGUCAAGGUGGUGAAGAGUGUCGCCGUUGAUCUCGUUGGGGAGAUUGUUCAGUUCCUUGUAGUCAAGAAGCGAGAAAGGCUGGAGAGAAAGCCGAUGUCAACUCCAUUACGAGACGCAAAUAUCAAGCAGUCGUCAGCGUAUGAGAUCAGGGAAACUCGCUCAGGUGGCUGGGGAAGCCACGAGAUGUGGAAGUUGAACAGUAAGGGGGAGAGGACACCACCUUGUGGAACCUCUUGUUUUAUUCUUCAAGGUUUCGAGGUUUGAUCUCGGAAGAUUGCUGACGACUGUCUACCAAUCAUAUAAUUCGCCGUGCACCGUUUGUGUCCCUGUGGGAGAGAGGAAUCCUCUAUGUCUUCUAGUAGCGUGGAAUGACAGACAGGGUCAAAUGCCUUUGACAAGUCCGAGCCGGUGGAGUGCAAUAAGGCCCGCGGAAAUAACGCCCAUGGGCUUUAAUUCCCAAAAAAAGAGAAAUAAAGACCAUGGACGUUAUUUUUAUUUCGAAGGGGAAACCGCGUCCAUCAAUAAAAGGCAAUAAGCGGGUUUUAUUUCCUUUGCGAAAGAGCAAUAGUGGCAGCGGGCUUUAUUUCCUAAAGAAAAGGAAAUAACGCCCGUUUGAUUUAUUGCAUUGAAAAAGAAAUAAAGCCCCUGUUUUUAAGUCUUCAAUGCGAUGCGCAUAUUUGUCCUCAGCGUCUUAGGUUUUUCAGUGGUCGCGCGAUGGCGCCAACGCGGACCGCCGCGGUUGAGCGCCAACAGGCUCUCAUUUCAUUUUUUAGGAAAUGAAGCCCGCAGGCGUUAUUGCCAUAUCGAAAGGAAAAUAAUGCCCACCGGCAAAAGGCAAUAAAGCAAGCGGGCUUAGUUUCAUUUUCGAAAAGACAACAAUUUCCGCGGGCUUUAUUUCUUUUUUUUAGGAAAUAAAGCCCAUGGGCGUUAUUUCCGGGGGCCUUAUUGCACUCCACCGUGCGAGGCUACUAUGCUGAUGCUUCGCAGAGGUCAGGUGGUGGUUGAAGUACGGGAGUAGCAGGGUCUCUAGUGUCUUUGCGACCGGGGAAACGAGCUUUAUCGGGCGAUAAGUCUCCUUUGUGGGCGGGUUUCCCCGGUUUCAGCAGUGGGACAACUCUCCCACACAUCAGGGAUGAUGAGAGGUAUGAGGUUGACUGAAGACUGCUAUCUCUUCAAACUGGCUGUGGAGUCCGUUGCAGUUCAGUUCUACGAGUUUCGUAUGCCUUGGGAGGCUUGUCGCGGUACGCGGGGUGAGGGACGUGUGGGAUCGACCUUAGGCCUGUUGCGCCCAUCGCAUUUGCUGUUGCUUCCUGAUGGUGGGUGGCUGCAGUGGGUGCGAUAUUGUCUGCAACGGCAGCGCUCUGCAGCAGGGGGCGCGGUAACAUGGGUAGCCGUGGAGGCGGAUGAUGCCGUUUGGCUUAUAGACAGGGAGGCCAAAAAGCUUGUGGUCCACUCCCUGUGAGUCCUAAGGCCAGAACAAGAUCUUGAGUGACUCCAUCCGUUGCAAGAGUUGCACCUAACCGAAGUGGAGUUCGGAUGGAGUCGUAUCAAGCAAACGCAGCAGAAGUAUGUUUCUAGUCCGGGGUUGGGCUUAAUACCCGCCUGGAGAAGAAGGAUGCGGAGCAAUUCAGUUGCAAGGUAUUGCUCCAUGAACGUAAAAUGAUUGAUGGGUUUCGCCGAUCUAAAUGGGUUUAGGUCGCGCAAACAACAGCCCUUGAUCGGUUAAAACCCCCCCGAGUCAUUCCGGUACUUAGAACGGGCUGUCGGGGAAUGAUCGUCGGUCCGGCGUCCAGUGGUUGUUCGAUGUGAGUCGGAACCGCGUCCUUGUACAAUAAUUAUACAUUAUACAUAAAUCUCUGUUGUUCCGGUUACGUAGACUUGACUGUUAACUCAGCUAAUAUUAAAGGCUGCCACGACAACCACCAAUACACUGCGCAUAAUGGGUAUCCACCGGAUACCAAUAUCAAGUUUGUUUAACAAACAAGCGUUGUGCACUCAUUAGUUUACUUCAGACCACUUCAGACAUUCCUAUACCGAAGUAAUUCUCCACUUUUAUGUUCCAUUUUACAUACAUAUAUAUGUAUGUAUUUCGAAUAUAACCAAAGCAAUUUCAAAACGAUUUUUCAGUUUAUCGAGAACGAAGCUAAAUUGAAUGUUAAAUAGAUAACAAUUAAUUUCGUAGAAGAAUAAAUAAACACAUAUAAAUAUUUAAAAAAAUUCUAUCAAUUUCCAUACAUAAUUGCUAUGGCCCAUAAUACCGUUAUAACAUGGGAGAAGCCGGUGCCGCAUUUGGCAUUAUCCGAUUGGAAUGCACGCGUGAAUCAACUACGUAACGUUGCGGAUGCAAGGCGUGGUGAUGCUUUCGAUAUCCGUCAAUGUUCACGUAACUUGCGCAAUGAAACGCGCAUCGAGGCCGACUGGAUCAAUUAUGAAACUAAUGAGGCAUUAGCGGAACGUAUUGCAGAGUUAGCGCGCUGGCGUGAAACUGUCGCUAGAACACUGGAUCGCAUUGUGAAGGAAGUGAAAAUGCUGGAGGAGGAGAAAGCUUCAACAGAACGAGAACUAGAAGCUAUGCAGACACCCAUUAGUGUUGUUGGUGAAUGCCUUACAAUGCGCGAUUGUCGCUUAGGCUCUGAAUUGACUUAUGACGAUGCAGAUACGGAGAUUAAAAAUGAAUUGGCGGUAAUCGAGAAUAAUCAACGACUUCUAGCCGAUCAAUGUCAGAACGCUUGGGAAAAGCUCAAUCGUUUGGAGGAAGUUAAAUUCAAACUCGGUUUAGAGGUCGAAAAUAAAGCUGAGGCUGAGGUAGUGGACGUAGCGCAGCUGGACUUGAACAAGUUUGCUGCAAAUAUCACCUACAAACCUGAUCCAUUGCGUAAUCCUAAAAAUUGUUCUACCUAUCAAGGAUGGCUGGAGCACACCAAAAAUAUAAAGCAACUUGCUGAAAACGAACUGGCCGAUACAUACGCUAUACGGGAAACCUUAUUUGUCUGUCGUGAGAAGGCACGCAAUAUGCUAUUAUCGCAGCAGGACCGAGCGGAGCAUGCCAUACGCAAGCGUAUCUUUGAGACGCAACGUGCCCGAAACGAGCUUGAAUGGCAGCAAAUGAAAAUGAAAGAAGAAAUGGAGAAGACAGUUUGUGAAAUAAAAACACUGGAGCAGGCUUUGCGAGACAAAGCCGAUGCACUGAAACUUGCUGAAACACGUUUGGAGAAUCGCGCACAACGUUCUGGCAUGGAAUUGUGCUUGGAUGAGGCUCAUGACCAACUUUGUUUAGAAGUACAAAAGCUUCGAGACAUACGACGUCGUUUGAUGGACAGAAUCGACGAGACUAAGGCAAAUUAUAACCUACUGGAGGAACAUGCACAAAAAAUCGAUGUUGAUUUGGAGAACAAACAACAUUCCCUUAUGACUGAUAUUCGCGCUUUAGAUUUGCGCCAACGUUUGAAAGGUGGUGAAUUUAGUCAAAAACAGCAAUCACCGAGCGCUCAGACUGAUCGCAACAUAGUACUAACGAAAAUGGAAAAGGAAAUACCAAAAAAUUAAGUGUUCUUUGCGUUUGCAUAGCUUCUUUUCUCGUAUUGCGAACAAUAUACUAUAAACGUUUGUAUGCAUAUUUUUACUCUAUGUAUGCUUUUGCAAAUUAAAUAAAAAUAUAAAA